Molecule: messenger RNA, 1359 nt
Organism: Zea mays
Lineage: Eukaryota; Viridiplantae; Streptophyta; Magnoliopsida; Poales; Poaceae
Product: pseudouridine-5'-phosphate glycosidase
Cellular component (GO): cytoplasm
Molecular function (GO): hydrolase activity, acting on glycosyl bonds; pseudouridylate synthase activity
Source: RefSeq, marked validated
AAAGUUUAGCACGUCAAACGGCCACGAAUAUCUCGGUCGCCAAUUGCUGUAUACUCUUACCUUCGCCUUCGCCGCCGCCGCCGUACAGUCUAGAGAGAACCGGCACAGCCGCCGCAGUCCGCAGAUGUCGAUCGUGGUGGCAUCGGAGGUCGCGACCGCUCUCGCGAGCCGCGGCGCGGUCGUCGCCCUCGAGUCCACCAUCAUCUGCCACGGUAUGCCGUACCCGAAGAAUCUCCAGAUGGCCAUGGAGGUGGAGGCCAUCAUCAGGGACAACGGGGCUAUCCCUGCAACCAUAGCCGUCCUGGACGGAGUCCCUCACGUCGGCCUUAACAACGAACAAUUGAAGAGAUUGGCUAUAAGUGGAAGGCAAUUUCAGAAGACGGCUAGAAGGGAUAUUGUCCAUGUCAUCGCAUCUGGUGGCAACGGCGCAACAACAGUUUCGGCCACUAUGUUCUUUGCUCACAAGGUUGGCAUACCAGUUUUUGUUACUGGGGGCAUUGGAGGUGUGCAUAGACAUGGUGAACAAACUAUGGAUGUCUCCUCAGACUUAACUGAACUUGGAAAGACUCCUGUAGCUGUUGUAUCGGCAGGUGUGAAGUCCAUUUUGGACAUACCGCGGACACUUGAAUACCUGGAAACUGAAGGGGUGACUGUUGCUGCUUACAGAACCAAUGAAUUUCCCGCGUUCUUCACAGAAAUUAGUGGAUGCCAGGUGCCAUGUCGUGUUGAUUCUCCAGAAGAGUGUGCCAAAAUAAUAUAUGCAAACAAGAACCUACGUCUUGGUUCUGGGAUUCUUAUUGCAGUACCGAUCCCCAAGCAGCAUGCAACUUCAGGGAAAAUUAUAGAGUCUGCAAUACAGACAGCUCUAAAAGAGGCAGGGGAUAAAAGGAUAAUAGGAAAUGCGAUCACUCCCUUCAUGCUUGAAAGAGUAAAAGAACUAACUGGAGGAUCUUCCUUGGAAGCUAAUAUUGCACUUGUUAAGAACAAUGCUCUUAUUGGUGCGAACAUUGCUGUUGCCCUUUCUAACCUUCAGCAGAGAGAAAUAAGCAGAAUGGGAAGAUCCGCGUUGUAGGGUUACGCUCGCGGAUGGAGUAGCACAGGAAGCAAACCAUUUACGAGGAUGGAAGCUAGCUGCAGGUUGGGAACUGGAUGUGAUUGAGAUGUGUCUGAGUCUGACAAGAAUAGGUUGCCUGCCACUUUGGCACCGUAAUGAGAUGUAGGCCAUCAAUGUACUAUAAUUAGAUGUUUUUUGGGAUGUAAUCUGAAUUUGGAUGGUUCUCUAUACUGAAAUCAUCUGCUUUGUGAGCGGAAUUAUGGAAUGGUUUUGGCACUUCCAUUUGAUACAUGUAGUAUGUGCAU